Pomacea canaliculata is the source of this 4368-nucleotide messenger RNA. RefSeq lists its product as uncharacterized. Bases 844 to 2103 code for a protein of 419 amino acids. The record is from RefSeq and is a predicted model, not a curated record. The transcript has 9 exons. Gene Ontology annotation, biological process: regulation of glutamate receptor signaling pathway. Lineage: Eukaryota; Metazoa; Mollusca; Gastropoda; Architaenioglossa; Ampullariidae.
GGGGGUACGUUUGUUGCUCUUUACUUUAUUUUACAUGGUGAAGGCUAUUCUUUGAUUUUGUAUUUUUCUACUUUUACAAGUGAAGAGUUAUUUCAGAAACUGUUUGAUAUUCUUGCAACAUUGAAACAUAAAAGUCGAUUUUUCUCGAUUAGCUUGUAGCAUCUGCAAUCAGGGUAACAGCGAUUCUAGAGACUGCAAUUUGCUUGCAACAGAGAGAUUUGCAGCAAAGCCCAUUUUCAUGUCAUGUGUCCUCCCCAAACCCUCGAUCAGUGAGAACUGCACGUGCUGCCCGGGAAAGAUGAGGCUGGGCGACAACAGACAGAACACAAGUUUACUUGGCGCCGAGUGCAUGCGUCGCACGCGGCGGUCCCCCUCCCCUUACCCUCCCAGCUAUUUCGUCAGAGAUGUCGGUGAACGGGCGUUCGACUCAGCGACAGCAGGACCUACAUCCAGCACAGUCGCAACAACCCGGCGUGGAGUCAGUGACAGAAACGGAGGGAUAGCUCCCGGCGCUGUCUCCUCCCAGCCGGACUCUCGCAGGCGCGCGGGAAUCGGUUUGGAGGAACUGCCCAGCCUGCCAUACCCGUGCUUCGAUGUUUCACACACCACAGCUUUCUCCGAGGAGAGGGGAGAGAGCUAUUCAUCCUGACCUUUCCACUUUAAACCUUGCCACACCAUGGACUUUGACUUGCAAAGAAGUAGUCUCUGAGACCGAAACCUGGAAUCAUUCGUGGAUUAAUAAACUUUAAAAUCAGAAAAAUAUUUUCACAGCAUUUUUCUGAGUCAUCCAAGACAUCUGUUGUCGUGGUUGUGGUGUGUUGUCAAAGUUCGGGUGUCGGCAGUAUGCGUGGACACGUUCGAGUCCCGGUGAGGCCAGCUUGGGCCGUGAUGUUUUCUCUCCAGGUGCUGGCCACCAUCGCCAAAGAUCGGACAACGAGUUGUGAGAGGCCGGCUUUUGUUGACUUUCGUGGUGAUGUUGUCGGUGAAAGGACCACUGCCAUCUCACUGAAUUGCUCUGAUGAGAAAAACCUGGUGGCUUUUCAGAUUAAGCAUCAAGGCAGGAAAUCCAUAGGAAGAGUUUCAGUUUGGGCGUGCCCAAAGGUCAAACAGUUGAACCUGAACGUAAGCAGCGAGGACGGACAGGCGCAGUGGAUGGACGGACCCUCGCUGGCAGGAGUGGUACAGUGCAGCAGAUCAAACGACACGAUGACCGUCGAGAAAGGACACGUGCGAGCACACUUCUCUCCACGCUUCAAACUCACUUCACCGGCCUCGCAGCAGUACAGGCUGGAUUAUUCAUACACCGUCCAUGAGAAAACUGCAAGAAGACAACUCAGCGUCAAUACUUCCGACACGAACAACGGAACUCUGGAUGCACAAGUGACUGUCUCCAAUAGAAGUCGCCGCUCUGUCAGCGAAAUGUCGUCGCAAGGAUAUUCUUCAAAUAAAACUGUCACGAAAGACGCGAGUGCUGCCAUGACCUACGUCCACUCAGCAGCUGGCUGCGGGAGCACGAGGACCUGUAUACGGUUCGGACGUGAGGGCUGUGGUCACAUGCAGUGUGAGUAUAUGCUGAGCUACCAGAUCCUCAACAAGACAGAAGUGGACAUCGAGCUCAGCGCCCUGAGCAAAGGUUGGGUGGCUGUGGGCUUCUCCUCAGACAAGUACAUGGGGGGUGGUGAUGACGUCAUAGGAUGCAAGCGGCAUCAGCUGCUGUCCACCCAAGUGGUCUCCAUGUCGCUGUCCAACUCUGUGCCUCACUCGCGCCCGAGAGAGAAAGAAAAUCGUCUGACGCUUCUAGACGGGAUGUUGCGCAAUGGUUACAUCUACUGUCACCUGAAGAGACCUCUGCGGUCUCAGAUGAGGACUGAGGACUCUGACCUGGACUUAACUAAUGACUGGCACCAGCUGUACGCCGUGGGAGAGGUCAAUGGAAACGGCGCCAUUUUGCAGCACUCCAAGCUACCCUGGGUCUCCCCUGAGAAAAUCACCAUGCUACGUCACAUGGACGUCCAGUCAACCACCAGCAAAGCGUCCCGUUACGUCGUCGUGACGUCGUUCCCUCUUUUCCUCCUUUUGCUUCUUUCUCUCGUUGUGUCUUAAGCCGCAGAAAUAUGAAAGUCAGCAGACACUCAGUGUCUGAUGCUGCGAAAUCUCGUUAGACUUUUCUCUUUUUAUUUCCUUCUUUUUAUCUUAUUCUCCCUUUGAAGAAGGGGACUACAAACUCCUGCCCUCUUUCAAAAUCGAAAUAAGAAAUAAUCACUUUAUUGUGAUGUUGAUUAUUUUGAAUGUGUGUGAUACUGGGAUGAGUAUGUCAUCAGGUAACUUUCAAUGUUUAAAGCAAGUCCCCCCUCUGUAUAUAUGUUUGCCUCUGCCCUCCUUCUUCUUCCUUCCCCUUCUCUCUCUCUCUCGUGCGAGCGCGUGUUCUGAUAAGACAGGUCUGGAUCUUUGUGGCUGAAGCUGCUUCAUGGACAAGAUGAGUCAUGGUCCUUUCAUUGGCUCUUGUCCUUCUGAUGUUUUUAUAUCUGGGCGUGUAUACUUCUCCUGAUGGAAGAUAAUGACUGUAUGUCAUAAUUAAGUCACUUUACUGCAUUUGAAAUCGAUUUGUACAAAAGUUUUUACUUCCAGAAAAAAAGACUUUAAGCUUUUGUAUACGCCAUCAACUUUUCACCUCCAAAUCAUGUCAUCGGUGACUAGAUGUUCCUGUUUUCGAAGCUAAUCAAAAUUGUGCUUAAUUGUGACUAAACUCCUCUUUGCCUCCCAGUGACUGUGCAAAUAAACAUCUAAAGCUGCGUUUUAUGGCUUGUAAAUUAUAUAAUUUCAUUCUAUUAUCCAAAAUGAUUUUCUGCGUAUAUGAAAGAACACGUAAUGUUUUACAUAAUAUAUUUGUUACAUGCCUGAUUGUCUCGUCGUGUGUCUGUAUAUGUCAGACUGUCUGUCUAUAAGUCAGAUUGCCUUCCGGCCUAUCGAUAGGUCAUACUAUCUGGCUGCCUGACUGUCGGUCGAAUUGUCUGCCUGAAAGCGGUAUUCGUGAAGUGAAGGAAAGCCGUUGCUCGGGGAUAAAUCGAGAGCAAGAAAAGCUUUUUCUCUCCGUUUUUACAAAGUACUGUCCAGACCUCAUGGAUAUUUUUUGUUUUUUAGUUACUUUACUCCAGUGAAUCUUAGGCACCUGCUUUAUAAGUAAGAUCUCGGGGGUAAGGCAGCAUCCCAGAAAUCUGGACACUGCUGUAUAAAUACGGAGGCGAGACGCUUGUCCUCGAGUUUUUUUUCUCCAGGGACAACGAUUUACCCUCACUUCAUGAAUACCGCCCUUGUUUGUGAGCCUUUUGUCUAGGUUUUCUAUCGCUUCUUGUAGCGGAAAAAAGCUCGUCUUAAAAAACACAAAAAACGACAACAACAACAACAACAACAACAACAAAAAAAAACGGUUUGGGGGGCUCGGAUCUUACACCUUAACCCUUUAAUGGAUGAGGCACUGUCAUAAUGCAGCCUUGAUUGCUGAAUCGGUGUACAAACAAACAAACAAACAAACAAACAAACAAACAAACAAAAAAAAAACUCAACUAAACCCCUCUGCGUGUGCCAUUUCCAUCUGUGUCUGUAUGUUCUUGAGUGCAUGAGUGCGAGACAUAUAUAUAUAUACUUUUGCAUACUUGAAUCGAAAAAUAAAUUUUCAUCAGUUUGUACACGGUCAUUGACUGUCUCCAUUGUUUCCCACCACUUCUGAGCUUUUUCAAGCGAUUUUGUUUGUCUCUUUCUCGACAUGUUCUAGAACAUUUCUAAUGUACAUUUUUAUUAUACAGUCCCAUGAACUCUUAUUAAUAUUGUCUUCGUGGCGUAUACUUUGUGGAUACCGAUUUAAUUGCCAGUUCUGAAUGUUUCAUGGAAUGUAACUCUUAACAAUACAUUUUUACCUUUACAGCGGUGUUACGGGAAUAUUGUUAUUUUUUAUUUUUACGAGAUAAUCCUCAAGUGCUUGUGCUUGUACUUGUGUUCAAACUGUCGAAGAGAUGAACGACAAUAAUAUUUACGAUUCUGUGUGCUGGAUAUUCUACAAUUCAAAAAAAUCAGUGUACAAAAGUCUCAUCUUCUAGCAUCUUUUACAUAUUACCAUCUUUUCUCGCAUUUGCUGUUAACCAUGAUCUGUAUCUUCCUCCUUUCAAUGUAUGCCAAUGAUGAUGGAAUGUGCUACUUUUAAUGUUGAUGUCUCAGAUGCUUCCAUUUUACAAGUGUUGGGGGCUUGGGUAGUUAAAAACAAACAAAAAAAGGUUAUAUUACAAAAAUUAGCGGAUGUUGAGAAAUGAAUUUGUCUCCUGAGGGCGAAAAUGUUCACCUGUCGAAAAUUAAAUGUUUUAAUACUCCAAUAAA